AUGACCGUGGGCACCUUCUCGGAAUGGCGCAAGCUGUCAAUUAGCCUCAGCGAACUUUGCAUAAACACUACCCUACGAUGUGGCCAGUCAUUUCGAUGGCACAAAGUCCCUGAUAAUGACGAAUGGCGCUGCGUUCUCUACGGCCGUCUCGUCUGCCUCAAGCAAGACCCAACGCACCUCCACUACAGGACCUACGUCAAUCCCAAGAUCUCAAGCUCAACAAACGACGGCGAACCCGAAGACACCACAUUGGACAUCAUCAAGCACUACUUCAACCUGAACUCAAACCUAACAACCCUCUAUGCACAAUGGUCUUCGUCAGACCCGAACUUCCGCAAGAAAGCCUCUCAGUUCACCGGCAUUCGCAUCCUCCGCCAAGACGCUUGGGAAGCCCUAAUCUCGUUCAUCUGCAGCAGCAAUAACAACAUCACGCGGAUUGGGCAGAUGGUUGAGAAGCUGUGUUUGAACUACGGCGCCCACGUCGCGGAUGUCGAUGGCCGUGCAUAUCAUGAUUUUCCGUCUCCGGGGCGAUUAGCGGAGGAUGGGGGUGUUGAGGCACGAUUGCGGAGUUUAGGGUUUGGGUAUCGCGCGAAGUAUAUAUACCAAACGGCGGUCAUUGUUGCAAAGCAAAAAGAGAGCGGGUGGUUGAAUUCAUUGCGAAACCCCGAGGCCCCAGCUUUUGGGGUUGAGGCCGUCGUUGGUCAGGAAGAGGAGAUGCCGCCUGAGGGGAGGAGUGGGUAUCGCGAGGCGCAUGAGAAGUUGCUUGAGCUGCAAGGUGUUGGGCCCAAGGUUGCCGAUUGUGUGUCCUUGAUGGGGCUGGGAUGGGGCGAGUCUGUGCCAGUCGAUACUCAUGUAUGGCAAAUCGCCCACAGAGACUACAAGUUCGGCAAGGGCUCGCACAAGUCCCUAACUAAGGCUACAUAUGAUGCCGUGGGGAACCAUUUCCGCAAACUCUGGGGCAAAGAAGCGGGAUGGGCUCAUAGCGUGUUGUUCACUGCCGAUCUGAAGACGUUCUCAGACCGGUUGGUUGCCACGACGAAACAGGAGAAGGUUGAGGUGAAAGUAAAGGAAGAAGAAACGGAUCGAACCGAAAUCCUUGCAACGACGACCGAGACAAAUGUCUCCUUGAAGAGGGCUGUGGAUGAGGAUAAGAUCAAGCUGGAGCCUGACGACAAGAAAGUCAAGCUAGAAACGAACUCUGUCCCUGGCACGCGAAGAAGCUCAAGACGGCUACGACGAUAG
Aspergillus mulundensis is the source of this 1242-nucleotide messenger RNA. RefSeq names its product 8-oxoguanine glycosylase OGG1. The transcript has 3 exons. The coding region runs from base 1 to 1242 and encodes 413 amino acids. The record is from RefSeq and is a predicted model, not a curated record. Lineage: Eukaryota; Fungi; Ascomycota; Eurotiomycetes; Eurotiales; Aspergillaceae. Gene Ontology annotation, molecular function: damaged DNA binding; 8-oxo-7,8-dihydroguanine DNA N-glycosylase activity. Gene Ontology annotation, cellular component: nucleus. Gene Ontology annotation, biological process: base-excision repair, AP site formation; nucleotide-excision repair; base-excision repair.